Messenger RNA from Cynoglossus semilaevis (tongue sole), 4285 nucleotides. Its product is annotated as cell death-inducing p53-target protein 1 homolog. Gene Ontology annotation, cellular component: nucleus; cytoplasmic side of lysosomal membrane; cytoplasmic side of late endosome membrane. The record is from RefSeq and is a predicted model, not a curated record. The coding region runs from base 1691 to 2092 and encodes 133 amino acids. The transcript has 6 exons. Lineage: Eukaryota; Metazoa; Chordata; Actinopteri; Pleuronectiformes; Cynoglossidae. Gene Ontology annotation, molecular function: zinc ion binding.
AGUGUUUGCCAAAAGUUGAAAUAAUUUGAUGGCUGCUAUAGCUGUCCAAGAAUCAAAAGUUUAUGACCAGCAAAACCCAAGUGCUGAUUAUAAGCCUAAUCAGCACUUGGGUUGAUUAGUUCUACGUUUGAACUUGUUCCUCUCUGGGUGUUUUGGACGGUCAGAGUAUUUCUGGACAGGGAAAGGAGAGGCUCUUUUUGCCUCCUAAGACAAAAGAAAGUCGGCACUGAUGAGCAAAUCAACGUUUUACAGACUGCUGUCCCAUGAGGCAGUUUGUUCCAGGCGAGCCAUAACUUUGAAUCUUGAAACAUGAAAAAACAAAAACAAACCCCCCAAAAAAAACAAUGUCACCUCCACACAUUAUGGUCCAUGGAGCCUCCUGUCUAACCUCAGCUGUCAACACGUAUGUACCUAGUAUGAAAACGAUCCCAAAUCCUGUAAUACUGCACACCACUUCAGUACUACCUAGCAGCAAUGACGUUAAAAUGACAGAAGGAGGCAGUAGUAAACUUUUGCACGUCAGUCUGUUGUAAUCUAAUGGAAAUGCUAUGGAGCAGGGCUGGUCGCGGGCCAAACUGAAAAUUUAUUGAAAAAUGAAGGCAAUUGUGCAUGUUUUCCCUUCUCUACAGAUAUAUUGUGUAAACUUUUUGGAUAGUUUUGCGUAAACAUUGAAUCGGGAACAACCAGAGCUUAAUAUUAUAAACACAUGAAAAAUUAAAUUUGAGCUAUAACACACAUCAGUAUUAUGUGUUUUUAUCUUUAGCCUUUUGAGUUCGAGUUCCUUUCUCAGGCCAACAACACACACACAAAAAAACAGAAUGUACUGUAUGUACUAUAAUAUAGCACAAACACCGCUAAUACUACAAAUCCUGCCAGUAUAUAGGGACUAUAUAACUCUAGUACACAUAAUGAUAUGAUCUUGUGGGCCAAAUAUAAUUACACUGUGGGCCCUAGUUUGUCACAUGUGCUACGGAGGAUUAAUCUGUCUAUAGUGGUUGCGUCGUUGUUUAAAAUAAAUGACCACAUUUUUUUUUCUACUGCCAAAACAGCAUUGACACCGUAGGUGCAUGGACUCUACUAGAACUGAAACCUGACAACAAAAUAAAAUCAAUUAAUUCAAUCAUAUAAAUCAUACUGAACACCAACUUCUAACAAAACAACCAGAAAAAGUGGAAAUAAGGUUGUGUUGGGCCAACUGUAGCCAACUAAAAGACAGAGUUAUAAAGAACAUGUUUAGGUUGAUAAGUUGGUUCCAUAGUGUAAGUUAGCAUGCCUGCCUUGGAAGCAGAGAGCAGAGUCCUGGGUUCGAUUCCCAGAGGAACCACAUGCAUGGCAUUUGCUAGGGUUAAAUACCAGAAAGGUCAGAACAGAAGAAGCCUCUUGGAUGAGAAGUGAAACAUUUUCAAGAAACCCAACCAGUCCAGUUGCUGUUGAUGUUACUGCUUAAGAUACGGUGACCUGGAUGACUGAAGAGUUACACAGACAGAGUUUAGACUUUCAAACCAGUUUACAAAGUGAAACUACAGUGCACCACACCUAUUGUUUGCAUGCACAGCAUUACAACAUUUACCGUGUAACUCGUUUGACUGGUUCACACGCACAAGAAAUACGGAAAGAACACAGAGGGACUUAUACUAUAAACACAUAGUUUUAACCCUGUCAGUUGCUGUUUGGGGCACUGAAAGCAAGUAUGGAGAAGGAUCAAGGACAACCACUGGACUUUUCAAAUACACCAGCACCUCCAUAUCCAGGCUACCCCGAAAACUACAAUGUUGGAGUCUAUGGUGGAGCACCUACUCAAGCAGCUUAUCAUUACAGCCCACAACAACCUCAAACAGUGCAACAGGUAGUGGUGGUACAGCAGAUGCCAACAGAUGCCCCUGGACAGAUGACGUGUCCUCGCUGUCAAACCACUGUUCUUACUAAAACAGAGAACAAGAAUGGUUUGUUCACCUGGCUAAUUUGUGGUGUACUUGGAGUUUUCUUGUGCUGGCCUUGCUGUUUCAUCCCUUUUUGCGUGGAUGGUUGCAAGGAUGUGGAACAUUCCUGUCCUUUAUGUAACACUGUUCUGCACAUCCAUAAACGCAUGUGAAGUGCUGCGUUCUCUAUAAGAAAAAAACAAACAAAACUAUUUACCAUGACACAUAGUUUGUUUUAGGUCUGAUGUGUGAAUAUAUACAACAAGUGGCUUUAAAAUUUUAACACAACAGAUUUACUUCUGAAUCGUGAAGAAAAAUGUAAUAUUGAUGUAGUCUUUAAAAUAUUUGCUGCUCUUUAUUGUAGUUUGUGAUUCUGUUAGCUCAGAAGACUUUUUCUCAGGCUUUUGUUUGCUAUAAAAAGGCAUUAAUGUUUAAGGCUACAUUUUUAAUAUUAGGAUAGUAACACACAAAAAGACUGCAAACAACAAGCAUAAUUGAAAGAAAUAAUGUAAAUAAAAUCAAGGUUCUUAUUCAGGUUUUGUGCAAAUAUUAAUUGCCACUACAUUUUGAAGAAAAUCAAAAAAUACUGCUCUUAUAAUACAAAGCACUGUAAUACAUAUUUUAUACUUAUUUUUUAAAUUUUUGUAUUUAUUUUUAAUUUUUAAAACACAGCUUUAACAAUGGGGUCAAUCAUUAUUACCAAUGUUUUUCUUAUUUUAAUUUAUUUGAUGCUGCCCUUACUACAGCAUACACUGUCAAUGAAGAUUCUGAGAAUGCACUGCGAUGAUUUCAUAUGAUUAGCAUACUAAUGACAGACUUACGUUUUUAACUGCAAUUAGUUUCACUCAGAUAUUUACUUAGAUAUAAACUUUUUUGAUCCCACACUGGGGAAGUUGUUGCGUUAACAGCUGAUCUGCUGAAACAGGCUGUCUCAUGGUAUGUGGUUCUCCUGGAACCUCAGGACCCACUGUGUGUAAAGCAGAUGAAAACUGCUCCACUAUGGAACCGCUGUACAAUAUAUAUUAUUCUGACAUAUUUUGAUUCAUAAAUAUAAAAAUCACCAUCUAUAAUGAAACAAUUGUCGUGUUUUGAGUACAUUCCUCUCAGAGCUCUUAUAUUCUCAACAUUUUAGUCAUUAUCCAAUAUACAGCUAUAGUAUAUCCUGGUUUUUACGUUUACAUGGUAAAAAGUCAUAGAAAAACAUCUCCUGCAAUGCCCGCAUUUCCCCAAUAGAUGGCGUAGAAAAAGUAAAACGCAUCUUAGCUUUUAGACAUGACUUUUACAUAUAAUUUUUUAGUUCACACCAACUCUCAAUCUAUGUGCUCCUCACCCUACUAAUCCAAUUUAGAAUGAGCCCUUCUUAUUUGGCCAGUUUUCCUUUUAAUCAACGCACCAACAAAAGGAGUAGUUCCAGGUCACAGUACGUUUAGCCACACGAGUCUUAGGCAUGUGAAAUUUGUAAGCUGUUUAUAUUGUAUCAGAAAUACUUAUCGUGUAAUGGUCAUAUACAAGAAUAUAUAUAUAACUGGUUUGCAUAACUGUUUAGUUUGUCUUUGUCAAAUAAGACUUUUAACAGCCGGGUAGCAACUGUUAGUUAGCAUGUCUAAGUUCAGUACAAGUUUCUUGAUAGAUUUGGUACAAGUUAUUGAGUGUAAAUGUGUCAUAGUCAUUCAUUAUUUAGUCAUGAAAAGUUAUCAUCGUUUUAUUCACAAAUAAAUAAAAUGUAUUCAAAAACAUAAAAGCAAACUCCAACGGUGCAUACGUUUAGUACUGAUAGUCAGUUUCACUUCACGUGCCUACGAGGAAAGUACUUCCGGGUCAACGUGUGUUUCGCCACGCGAAUCUUACGAGCACGGGAAAUUGCUGAAGUGACUUGCUCUGUGAGUAGAUUGGGGCUCUCAACAAACCAUUGAGUUGCAAAGUCCAUGCCAUUGAAGGAGGAGGAAAUGGAUUUUAGCAACAAAAGUGAAGAAAAGCAUAUAAAGAAGAAAAAGCUGAAGAAGAGUAAAACCACUGUGGUUGACAACAAGAACUGUUGUGUUGAUGAUCUAAUUCCAUUGAGGAAGAUGAAGCAUAGCCAGACAGAACAAACAGCGACUUUAGAGCCAGAAUCUUAUCAAAGUAGUGGUAGUAAAAAAAGGAAUAAGGAUAGAAAAAAAAAAAAAAGGGAAGAAGGUGUAAACCAAUUGGAAGAUGGUGUAAAUAAUGCUGGUGCAAUGGAGACAACAGAAAAUCUGCUGUACAAAAAGAAGAAAAAGAAGAUUUGUGAUAUCAAACAUGUAGAAAUACAUCAAGAUUUGUUAAAAGAAGAGAAAAAACAGCGAAAGAAAGAAAAAGAAAAGAGUGAGAAAUUGCAAAUCAGAAAA